This is a messenger RNA of Pygocentrus nattereri (red-bellied piranha), 4631 nucleotides long. RefSeq names its product inturned planar cell polarity protein (gene intu). The coding region runs from base 349 to 3195 and encodes 948 amino acids. The transcript is spliced from 16 exons. NCBI's taxonomy places the organism in Eukaryota, Metazoa, Chordata, Actinopteri, Characiformes, Serrasalmidae. Gene Ontology annotation, cellular component: cytoplasm; cilium. Gene Ontology annotation, molecular function: protein binding. The record is from RefSeq and is a predicted model, not a curated record. Gene Ontology annotation, biological process: nervous system development; establishment of planar polarity; cilium assembly.
AGCUGAACGGAUCUGCAGAAGUACUCAAGAGCGCAUACUUCUCUUCAAAGGCAAGUGAAGGAGAAGGAAAUUCGCUUGGCUGGUCAGUUUUGUGGGAAGCGGACGGGACAGCAGGCGAAGCUUCUCCUUUUAGAGACAUUUUCCCCGGAGCAGUCAGCUCAAAAUCAGCCAGACCACCCUGCAAGGACAGCGGAUCUGAACUUCAGUUUUACACGUGCAGCCUCUGCGUGGAGGACCAGAGCGCAGCCCCCCCGUCUCUUUGACAGCUCCACAGUUCCCCCAGACUCUGAGCUGUGCCACAGUCAAGAGUCGCGCUGAACCAGAUGGUCACAUAAAGCAUGAAGCAUAAUGUUCAGUGCCUGUUCGGAUGGAAGAACCAUUCGAUCCGUCUCGGCGAACCUGGAGGACUUCGACUCCAUACGGAGUGUCCUGCUAUAUAGUGACCUCGAGCCUGAGUGGCUGGAUGAUGUCCAGAAGAAUGGUGAACUGUUCUAUCUGGAGCUGAGUGAAGGGGAAGAGGAAGCUGUCCUGGCGCAGGUCGCUGCCAGUCAGUCUGCUGCCACCAAUCAUGUGCGCUUCAGUGAAAAAGAGGCAGAGAUCAUCACUGAUGAAGGCAAAAAACGCAAAGACUCCAAUGCAAAAUCAGAACCGAAACUCAAAAAGCUCGCCAAGAUCCUGGGACGCAAACGGCGACCAUCUCAAAGGAGGGGGGUUGAUGGGAAAGAUAGUAGGACUUCUCAGCAACCGGCCUCCAUCUUGAAAAACCAGACAGGGCAGCGGGCUGGUCUGGUGGUCCAGCAGCUGCAUCUAAAGGAUGUGUGCGUUUACCUGAACCCUAAAAAGCUGGGAAGCACAUCUCCUCCUCCCCCAGAGAAAGGGGGGCUGCUGGAGGCUUUACUGGGAGUGGUUCACCGGGGAGGGGACAGUAAAGGCCAAAUGGGAGAGAGACUUGUUAUACAUGGUCUGGUCCCCCACAGCCCUGCUAGCAAGUGUGCACAGAUUUUAAUAGGUGAUGCCCUUGUUGCUGUUGACGACGUGGAUGUUACAUCUGAGAAUAUUGAGCGAGUUCUCUCAUGUAUUCCUGGACCAACACAGGUGCGGUUGACUCUGGAGACGGCCGGUGCGGGCGGUGGCGAAGUGGACUCAGCAAUGUUUAGGCCGAGAGCUCUUCCUCAGGUCAGCCAGCUGGUGCGUCUUCUCUGGGGAGAGGAUACCAUGGAGCUGCAGAUGUCAGUAGCACACAUACCUCAUAUCGUCAUGUACCUGUCACUCAAACUGGACUCAGAGUCAUCUCAGGAGGAGCAGGAGAUCCUGUAUCAGUACCCAUUGUCUGAGGCUGCAGCACAGCUGAAGGGGGUGAGAGGUAUAUUCCUCACACUGUGUGACAUGCUGGAGAACGUCACUGGAGGACAGAUUGUCAGUUCCUCUCUGUUGCUCAGGAAGCAGCUGGUCCAUGUGGGUUACUGGAAGGAAGGAGCCAAUCUGCUGGUGAUUGGUUUGCCUGCUGACAGGGUGCCUCUGCUGCAUCUGCAGACUGUAGUUGAGGGAGUGGUACGCACUCUCAGGGUCAUGUAUGGCUCACUGGACAGUGCAUUUUGUGAGGCAGAGAACAGUCCUCGUUUGGAUCAUUUCUUCUGCCUGUUCUUCCAGCAGCUCAUCCAGCCAUCUCGUUUGAGUGACGGAUCUGGCCCCUCCUCUGCAGAUGUAUCUGGCACCCUGUUCCUGGAUGGAUUACCGGCUGUACGCUGGCUUACCUUACCACCAGAUAUAAAGGUCGAAGUGGACACUGUACUAUCAGACUUCGAGUCUUCAGAUUUUGGUGAAAUGUCAGAAGACUCUUAUGACAUGAGGCGUCUGUAUGUCACUUUGGGUUCCUGUCUGUUUUACAAGGGCUAUCUGAUAGCGAACCACCUCCCUAAGGAGGACCUGCUUGAUGUGUGUUUGUACUGCCAGCACUACUGCCUCCUGGCCUUGGCUACAGAGCAGCGGGUGGGUCAGCUGGUGGUGUGGAGAGAGGUGUUCCCACAGCGCCGCACACAGUCCAGCCCCCUCACCCUCCACCUGGGCUACUGUGAGCCACAUGCACGCUACUUCCUCGUCAUUGUUGGUCUGCGGCACUUUAUGCAGUGUGUUUUACUGGAGGCUGGUGGUUGUGCAUCUCCAGCUGUUGGAUCCCCUGGUCCAGAUUGUAUCUAUGUAGAUCAAGUCAAAGCCACUCUGCUCCAGCUGGAGAGCCUCGACUCAGCCAUUGAAGAACGCCUCUGCACCCCUCCCACUCCAUGCCUCUCCUGUGCUGACUGGUUCCUUCCCUCCGCUACGCGGGACCGACUGGAUGGAAUUGGUAGCUCGCCUAUCCUCAAUCGCCUCACGGCUGCUAUCAAGCCCCCUUCGCCCAGCUUGAUUGGCCGAACCUUGUUUGGGGAGGCAGGGUCAGGCGUGGGUCCAGUGGGGCUGAAGGGCAGAAGGCCAAGCCCACAGAGGAGUCUGUCAGAUAGCGGGAGUGAAGGCCGUGGAGAGACUGCCAUGACCUUUACAUCAGGGCACAGUCCUCACACUACACCUGACUCUGCACGCAGGAUACCCCCUGGUGGCUCACGCAGGGACUCGCUGGGGUCUGGAGGUUCAGACGGCAGUGGCAGCAGUGGUGGACUGUUCAAGAUACCCAGACUGAAGCAGCCAAACCCAUUCUAUCUGGGCUCUCUGAGGAAAAGCCUGACAGACAGAGAAAGUGAGGAGAUGCAGAAUAUUCUGAAGCUUACAGCUGGCGUGGAGAACACACUCUUCCACUACGUUUUAAUGGAGACCGUGCAGGGUAUCUUCAUUGCGCCCACGCACAGAGAAGUGUCUCAGCUCAGCGGCUCCAUCCACCCUCAGCUCAUUCGCAACUUCCACCACUGCUGCCUAUCCAUACGACAUGCCUUCCAGCAGAGCCUGCCACCACGGGAGAGGCGAGGAGCUGAGAGGCCGCAGGCUUCCCGAGGGCUCGGCCCUGUAAAAGAACAUGGCAUUCUGUUCCAGUGCAAACCUGAGAACUGGACUGACCAAAAGAAACCUCCUCCUACCAUGACCUACUGGGUUAUCGGGCGGAUGGUUCUAGAACCUGUACCUCAGGAGUUCUACGUUUGUUUCCACGACUCUGUGGCAGAGGUCCCGGUGGAGAUGGCUUUCCGGCUGUCAUUUGGGCUGGCUGUGUGAUUUUCUUGCCACGUUUCUGGGAGCAUGAAGUCCUGCUCUACCCGUGAUGGAGAAGCGGAAGUCUGAUGUAUACAGCUUUGCAAAAUGUUUUCCAUAACUAUAUGGAAUAAGGGCUCCUAAUGAGGAAAGCGUGUUGGAAAGACCUAGUUGUUUAUAGCAAUAGAGAGGGAACAAUGGACUGAAUUCAGUGUUGGCACUUGAUAAAAGUCAGUGCUGGGUUCAGAACUGAGACAUAUAGUCCAAUCACUGAAUGGUGUUAAGCUGAAAAAUCUGUCCUUUAAUGUCAGUGCUUUGAAUGUUCUCUGAAGGGCUGGAAGACCAUUAGAUAUGUCUCAUCUCAACAGUAAUACCUCAGUGCUGUAUUUCUUUAAAAGAAAAAAAAGGUCAGGAUAAAGCGAACAGGCUUAGGCACAAUGCUGCAAGCUCUUGUAUUUCCACUAUAGAAAACUGAGAGGAUUCACCGACAAUUGUGAGAAAACUUUGCAUUAGCUCUGGGAGUCUCUACAUGAGUGGUCACCAACCCACCUCCUGGAUAUAUCUACAUUUCUAUAGACUUUAGUUCCAACCUGCCAGCACAAUGCUAAGACAUUCAUCUGGUCCAGCCAAUUAAAGACUUUUGAAGAAGUUAAUUAGCUGGAGCAGGUGUGCUAGGGUUUGGUUGGACCAAGACUCUAGGAAGUUACAUCUCCAAGACAAGGGUUGGUGACCAGUGCUCUACAUCAGUGGUUCCCAGCCCUGGUCCUGGGGCUACUUCCUCCCCUGCACAUUUUCCAUCUACAAACACACCUGAUUCAAAUAAUCAGCUUGUUAACAAGCCCUUCCUAAGCUGAAGUGGGUGUAUUAUAGCAGGAAAACAAAAAAACAUGCAGGGCAGGGGACACUUCAAGACAACGAUUUGCAACCUGUGCUCUGCAUCUUGAAGUUUGGGGAAGUAUAAAGGAAUACUCUGACACUAUACAACCUGAUAUCUGUUUGCCUCAGCUGUAGCAACUGUAGUCAGAUACCAGGGAGAAUCAUUUUGACAUAUUUCCCUGAAAGAAUAGAGAACCUAUUUACUCAAAAUACACUAAGAAUAGAAGUCAACCAGAUGUUGCUUCAGUAUACAGGUUGGCAGUAUGGCAGAAAUAUAUUAUAAUACUUCAAGAUAUUUUCACAACACAUACCCAAUACAAUGAAGGAAUCACUACAUACGUUGUAUUUUCAAGUGACCUUUUAUCAUGCAGGACCAAAUGGAAGCUUAAUGGCUUGCCAUACCUAUUUACAUGCUGUUGAUAGUAACAACCUUACAUCAAGGUCCAGCUCCAGUGUUUUGUAAUAUGAGGGAGAUGUUUGUUUAUUUAAAAUGUAGCAUUUGGUGAAUUUUUUUUAAGUUUAUAUGCUGUCCAUUCUAGUGCAUAUCAAAGAUGUGUGAAAUAAAUGCAAACAAAUUUGCCAUG